AUGGUGGAAGCAGAUAUACCCGGGAAGCUGUUUAUAGGAGGCCUCAGUAUCGAGACUAAUGAAAAGACUCUUGAAGCAGUAUUUGGGAAAUAUGGUCACAUAGUGGAAGUUCUUUUGAUGAAGGAUCGGGAAACAAACAAGUCCAGAGGUUUUGCUUUUAUUACAUUUGAGAGCCCUGCUGAUGCUAAACAUGCUGCCAAAGAUAUGAAUGGGAAGGACUUCUUAAGUUCACAGUGUGGAAUACAUAUAAACAGAGGCCAUCCAAGAAGCGUGAGAUGUGGAAGAGGAGGAAGUGGAGGAGCAAGAGGGCGUUCCUCACGUGGAGGACACUUGGAUGAUGGAGAAUGUACUCGUAACCUCAACAUGAGUUCUUCCAGGGGACCCUUUCCAGUUAAAAGAGGCCCAUCUUCAAGAAGUGGAGGUCCUCCUCCUAAAAGAUCUGCUCCUUCUGCUCCCAGACGUAGCAACAGAGGCAUUGGAGGAAGAGGGCCACCAUCACGUGGGAGAGAAAAUUAUAGAGGUUCUUCGCGCAGAGAGCCAGUGUCUUCCCGGAGAGAUGACUAUAUUUCACCAAGAGAUGAUGGUUACAAUACCAAAGAUAGUUAUUCGAGCAGAGAUUAUCGAAGUUCCCGAGACACCAAGAACUAUGCUCCACCAUCUAGAGACUAUGCAUACCGUUACUAUGGCCAUUCAAGUUCUCGGGAUGAACAUUACUCUAGAGGAUAUAGUGAUCGUGAUGGCUAUGGUGGUGGUCGUGAUAGAGAUUAUUCUGAACCUUCAAGUGGAGGCUCUUACAGAGAAUCAUAUGAGAGUUAUG
This is a messenger RNA of Odobenus rosmarus divergens (Pacific walrus), 817 nucleotides long. Its product is annotated as RNA binding motif protein, X-linked-like-1-like. The annotation marks the transcript as partial. The transcript is spliced from 8 exons. Gene Ontology annotation, biological process: positive regulation of mRNA splicing, via spliceosome. NCBI's taxonomy places the organism in Eukaryota, Metazoa, Chordata, Mammalia, Carnivora, Odobenidae. Gene Ontology annotation, cellular component: spliceosomal complex. Gene Ontology annotation, molecular function: RNA binding. The record is from RefSeq and is a predicted model, not a curated record.